This is a messenger RNA of Cuscuta europaea, 3007 nucleotides long. Lineage: Eukaryota; Viridiplantae; Streptophyta; Magnoliopsida; Solanales; Convolvulaceae. The record is from the annotation of a GenBank genome assembly.
UAUUAAUGCGUAGUAUUGUUUUCUCACCAACAAAGCAAACGUUUUCUGGAAGCUCACCCAACCUAUUGUUUGGACGGGAAAUCCACUUGCUUUUCCACUUCUCCUUGUAUAGAGAUACAUUGGUAUCUGAUGCUCCGCGCCCUUACUUUUCAUGGCCGGCAGUAAUCACCCUCCCCGUACGGUAAUCCCCGCCACCACCUCUCUUCAUGCUAGCACUCUAAACCAUCACCAUUUCUCUGCCUUUCUCUGCCAGCAAGUUCCGCCGAUCUCAUCCCACUCUGUGAUAAAGCAGAAAAAGAAAUCCAAUCACCUGUCAAUCCAACAAACCCUUUUCAAUUCCGCCCCCCUGGUUAACUCGUCACUCUUACGACACUCUGAACCGCACACCAUUGAUUACGCUGAUUUGCUCAAGCUUUCCGUUCGUAAGGGUGAUGUUGAUAUAACUACAAUUGUGCAUGCCGCGGUCGUUAAACUUGAAGAGGACACCCAAAUGUCCAAUGCUCUGAUAUUCGCUUAUCUGAAAUUGGGUCUUGUCAAUCAUGCUCACCACGUGUUUGAUUCUAUUAUCCACCCGGAUAUAAAAUCAUACUCAGCCUUGAUAUCGGGUUUAGCAAAAUUUAAUCGUGAAAGGGAAGCUAUGGAACUCUUCUUUGAGAUGAGGAGCUCAGGCAUUGAACCCAAUGAGUAUAGUUUUGUUGCACUGUUGACUGCUUGCAUUCGUUCACAUAAAUUGGAAUUGGGUCUUCAAGUUCACGCUUUAGUGAUGAAAAUGGGCUAUUUGGGUUGCAUUCAUGUUUUCAAUGCUCUUAUGGGACUGUACAGUAAGUGUGGCAGUUUAGAUUUCGUCAUUGAAUUGUUUGAUAAUAGUUUGUCCAAACGUGACACUGUUUCGUGGAACACUGUGAUCUCGAGUAUGGUUAAGGAGUCUAUGUUUGACAGAACAUUUGAAAUGUUCAGUGAUAUGCAAAAAAACGACUCUUUAAGAGUUGACUGUAUCACACUCUCAACUCUUCUGACUGCAUGCUUUGAGUGUUCCGCGGUGAGCAAAGGUCAAGAACUCCAUGCCCAUGCCCUUAGAAUCGGGUAUGAAGGCAACAUGAGUGUGAAUAAUGCACUUAUCAAGUUUUACACAAGGUGUGGAAACAUUAAUAAUGUUAUGGAUUUGUUUGAGAUGAUGCCUGUGAAAGAUGUCUUUACUUGGAACGAAAUGAUCACGGCAUAUAUGAGAUCAGGUCUUGUUGAUUCGGCUGAGAAACUCUUCAAUCAAUUGCCCGAGAAGAACGUGGUUUUAUAUAACGCCCUUUUAGCUGGAUUUUGUCAAAACGGUGAAGGCUUGAAAGCAGUGGAUUUGUUUUGUAGAAUGAUAGAAAAAACUCUAGAGUUGUCAAGUUUUACCUUAGCCAGCCUUGCAAAUGCAUGUGGGCUGAUAAUGGAAAGAGAUUUAAGUGAACAGAUCCAUGGUUUUAUUCUAAAAUCUGGCCUUGGGUCAAACAAUCUUCAUGUCCAGUCAGCAUUGCUUAACAUGUGUAUCCGUUGUGAGAGAAUGGAAGAUGCUGAGAAGAUAUUUUGCACAAUGCCAAAGGAGCACGACAAAUUCGAUCUCACAUCAAUGAUUUGUGGAUAUGCUCAGAACAGGAAACCAGAAGAAGCUAUUUCACUUUUUUGUGAAAUGAUGUUAUCACUAGUUAUUGAUGAGGUCGCGUCUGCUACUGUUCUUGGUGUUUGUGGAACUCUAGGGUUGCACAACUUGGGUAAGAAUCUCCAUUGUUAUUCCAUGAAAAGUGGGUUUAUGGGUGAUGUAACUGUUGGGAAUGCCAUAAUCAGCAUGUAUGCUAAAUGUGGAGAAUUAGGGGAUGCAGUCAAGGGAUUUCAGCUGAUGUCGACUCGUAAUUUAGUCUCGUGGAAUAGCUUGUUAGCUGGGUAUGCCCUUCACAGGCAGGGAGAUGAAGCCUUGGACACAUGGGCACAAAUGGAAACACUAGGAAUAGCUCCAGACUCCUUUACCUGUCUCCUUGUUCUUCGUGCUUAUAGAUACACUACAAAAAAUUUAGUUAAUACCUGCCAAAGCUUCUUCUUCUCAAUCGAAUCUGCCUAUGGUGUGAUCCCGGGAUCAGAUCAUUAUGCAUGUUUGGUAAGCGUAUUAGGUCACUGGGGUGCUCUAGUCGAAGCAGAGGAAAUUAUCAAAAGGAUGCCCUUUGAGCCAGAUGCUUCUGUUUGGCGUGCUUUGCUUGAUAGUUGCAGAAUACAUUCGAAUCUAACAAUUGGAAGAAGGGUCAUGAAGAAGUUAUUUUGUAUUGAGCCACACGAUCCGUCUACGUUCAUACUGAAAUCAAAUCUAUAUUCAGCUUCUGGAAGAUGGAAAUGCUCGGAAACUGUGAGGGAAGAAAUGAAGGGGAAGGGGUUCCAGAAGAUUCCGGGCCGGAGCUGGAUCAACCAUGACAAUAGGCUUAACUUCUUUUUAGCCAGGGACAAAUCACACUCACAGUCUAAAGACAUAUACAGUGGACUGGAGAUAUUGUUGUUGGAAUGUAUGAAAGCCGGAUAUGUUCCUGAUACCAGCUAUGUUCUCCAUGAAGUGGAAGAGUAUCAGAAGAAAAACUUCUUAUUGUAUCACAGUUCCAAGCUGGCUGUCACUUAUGGCCUUCUAAUGUCAAAACCUGGUACACCUGUCCCUGUCAUGAAGAACAUCCUUCUCUGUGGGGACUGUCAUACAUUUUUCAAGUUUGCUUCCAUUGUCACUAAGAGAGAGAUUCGUGUAAGAGACAGUUCGGGUUUUCACCUCUUCCUGAACGGUAACUGCUCUUGUGAUGAUCGCUGGUAAAGUAAUUCAUUCAUGAAUGUCAUAAUUCUGGAUUUACGAAUGGGUUUAAUGGUUUGUUUUGUACAUAGAAUUCCAAUAUAUUAAUUACAAUACCAACAUGUACGAAGUAUUUCGUCCUCUUCAAACUUACCUUUGACUCCACCAUUUUCAAAGAAUCAAAGAAAUCUGAUCAACUUUCCUUUCGAA